ACUACGUCAAGGGAUUUAAGUGCCCAUCUACAGAGCACAUUCACGAGAUCUGCCUCCAGCUGAACCAGUAUGGACAUGUUGAGGGUAAGAACAUUUACUUUUGGUUCCAGAACGUCAGGGCUCGAGAGAAGCAGAUGAAUAGGUGUAAUCAGGCUGCUCCAGUGCCCAUGGGAACUAGUUCUCUUGGUACUGGUGGAUCCAUCGAUCUCAAUUUUGGGUCCACUGGUUCUACUGGUGCUGGUGGAUCCAUCGACAUCAAUUUUGGGCCAGCUGGUGGAUCCAUCGACAUCAAUUUUGGGUCCACUAGUUCUACUGAUGAUGGUAGAUCCAUUGAUCUCAACUUUGGUUCCACCUAUUCUACUGGAGGACAAACAUCCCUACAACAACGAGGAGGAGAUCACCAGGAGGUUCAAACUCUUCCUCUGUUCCCCGUGCACGGCGAGGACGUCUUUGGUAACCUGAAGACUACUUCCGAGGAAGGUAGCGCAUUUGGUUACUAUUCUGGUGGCUCAGGCGGUUACCACAGUGGCUCAAACGUUUCUCUUGAGCUCAGCCUCAACCCAUCCGGAGCUGCUGACUAGGCUUAGUAUAGAAUAGUCCUCGUUUCCCUUUUUGUAAUAUAAAAUCAAUAAGAUUGUGUGCAUGUUUUCUUUUCUUUUUGUUUAACCAACAACAACACCAAGGAUCGAACCUUGGUCACUCAAUACUCUUUUCAAAACCAUCGAGAACUCUGCUGCACACAUCUUUCAUAAUGAUGCAAUAAAAACAAUCACUCAAAACCUAGCAAUCAAUUAAGUCACACAGAGGUCAAGCUAGUAUCCUCUGAGUCAAACCAAACACAAUAAUUUCGUCGCUAGAAUUAGGGAUUAAUAAAGCUAAACACUUCCUGAGUUAGUUAGGAAAAACCCACAUCUUUAGAGUUACACUUACAACUCUAAAAAAAAUCUCGAUCAUUCCAUCUAUCAAUUGCUUCAACAAGCAAUAUGUACCAUCUUAGCAUCCACUAAUCGAUACUGGUACAACACUCAGUAUCUCACCCACGAAUCACCUCACUGCUCAUUUGGUGGUAAGUCAACAUCUAGUGGUCAAAAUUCUGUGAUUAUAGCACUUCACACUAACCACGUCAUAAUCCAUAAUCUGUCCUCACAACAGUAUCUGGCCUCAUAAAUUAGUUAUACAACCCUAGCACUCCUAGAGUUGAAAACAACGUUAUUACCUAAGCUCAUACAUCAACACAAUGUCUCUUCACAGUCAAUCCUAUCACGAGGUCAUAUCAAUCUUUCCAUAAGUCAACCAUACACAAAAUCCAUCAUAGUAACAACGAAUUAUGCAUUACUACUCAACAAUAGUCAGUGAAGCAGCACUCCACAAUAAUUUCCAAUACCAUCCGCAGACCUCAAACCACACCCCGACAUUUAGCUAAUAUAUAGUAGCUAUCCUAAACACCAAACAACUGAGCAUGAAUGAAUGCUCCAUUAUAACACAAUUCCAUCACUAAGCAACCAAUAACUGCUAAGUAUUCUUCAACUCAAAACAUCUGCAUAUCCAACUAAUGGAAAGUAUCACAACUACUAGUCAAAUACUCGUAACGACUUUAGAUACAAGCAUUGGUCAAACACCAUGACCCCAACAACCAACGACUACAAUGCACAUAAGGAUACUGUUU
Rosa rugosa (rugosa rose) is the source of this 1666-nucleotide messenger RNA. RefSeq lists its product as uncharacterized. The transcript has 2 exons. NCBI's taxonomy places the organism in Eukaryota, Viridiplantae, Streptophyta, Magnoliopsida, Rosales, Rosaceae. Bases 135 to 581 code for a protein of 148 amino acids. The record is from RefSeq and is a predicted model, not a curated record.